AUGAAUCAAACCAUUUGUCCUCGUAUCAGCUUUGACUUUACAGGCAGGUUUCUGCCUCCUGUUUACAUCUUAGUGUUCAUCAUCGGUCUGGUAGCUAAUGGAUGGGGACUGAAGACUCUGCUGCACAACUGGAGGAAACUUAGGAUCAUCAACGUGUUGGUUCUCAACCUUGGACUUGCUGAUGUUUUGUACCUGUUCACACUCCCGUUUUUGGUGGUGUACGACUUCAUGAAGAGUAAAUGGAUCUUUGGAGAAACAUUCUGCAAGAUAACAAGAUUCUGCUUCAAUGUGAAUCUUUAUGGCAGCAUUGGAUUCCUGACUUGUCUAAGUGUGUACAGAUACCUGGCCAUUGUUCAUCCAGUGAAAGUGAUGGGAAGAUUAACUUUUACCCGUUCUGUGAUGAUCUCGGUCAUAGUCUGGCUGUUGGUGAGUGUCCAAUGUCUGCCAGACAUGUUCUUCCCCAAGGCAUAUAGAAACAACACUGAAAAAUGCUUCGAUACCACGGAUAAGGACCACGUUGAGGAUUACCUGAAAUACACUGUUGGAUGGACCCUCACUGGGUUUUGUAUCCCGUUACUCAUCACACUGGGCUGCUAUGGACACAUGGCUGUAGUUUUAUGGACAUGGAAGAGAACUGAUAAUGUACUGAAACAGAGAAGCUUGAAGUUGAUGUUCAUCUUGAUUCUUCUCUUCUCUGUCUGUUACAUCCCCUAUCAUGUAUGCAGAAACCUCAACCUCUGGUCAAGAGUUCUUACCAAACAGGGGAUAUGCCGUAAAUGGUAUAACGGAGUCUACAUUGCUCGUCAGAUAAGUCGGGGCCUUGCGUCUCUGAACAGUGCUCUCAACCCUCUGGUUUACCUCCAUGCACAUGAAGACAUUCCUGCUCAGAUCAGACAGCAGCUGCAGCAAGUUCGUCUGACGUUAACCAAUCGGUUUGUGUCAAACCCCAGCAGAAGGCCUUCUGCACCGAAUGAGGACGAACUGUGACACAGGAAAAGCCUGUUUUUUUUCUAACAGAACUAUGUUUGACAUUAUAGAUCAUGGUGGUCUUUCUAAUACAUAUUCAAUGCAAAUUCGAAAGGA
Acanthopagrus latus (yellowfin seabream) is the source of this 1083-nucleotide messenger RNA. Its product is annotated as P2Y purinoceptor 1-like. Gene Ontology annotation, cellular component: membrane. Gene Ontology annotation, biological process: G protein-coupled receptor signaling pathway. The transcript has a single exon. Gene Ontology annotation, molecular function: neuropeptide receptor activity. The record is from RefSeq and is a predicted model, not a curated record. NCBI's taxonomy places the organism in Eukaryota, Metazoa, Chordata, Actinopteri, Spariformes, Sparidae. The coding region runs from base 1 to 987 and encodes 328 amino acids.